Molecule: messenger RNA, 2009 nt
Organism: Haliotis rubra (blacklip abalone)
Lineage: Eukaryota; Metazoa; Mollusca; Gastropoda; Lepetellida; Haliotidae
Product: PIN2/TERF1-interacting telomerase inhibitor 1-like
Exons: 6
Coding region: 17-1078 (353 amino acids)
Biological process (GO): regulation of ribosome biogenesis
Cellular component (GO): nucleolus
Molecular function (GO): nucleic acid binding; telomerase inhibitor activity
Source: RefSeq, a predicted model, not a curated record
ACUACUUCCGUUCAAAAUGGCGAUGUUGGCUGAACCUCGACGUAAACAAAAAAUAUCGAUAAAUCCUCAAGGGACAAAUUGGAGUAAUGAUGACAGCAAAUUUGGCCAGAAAAUGUUGGAGAGAAUGGGUUGGUCUAAGGGCAAAGGCCUGGGAGCUAAAGAAAAUGGCCAAGUUGAACAUGUGAAAAUAAGCUUUAAAAAUGACCAGAAGGGAGUUGGGUCUAACAAGAACCAAGCAGACAACUGGAUAGCUCACCAGGAUGACUUCAACAGCUUGCUAGAGACACUGAAUGAGGGUCAUGGAGGAGGGGAGGUGGAUUCCCCUGUCGCUCACCAGGUGGCCAGUCUCGAGAAGAAGUCCCAGUCAUCGCGAAGCAGAGUACAUUACAGCAAGUUCACGAAGGGCAAAGAUCUGUCAUCAAGAUCACAUGAAGAUCUCAAAUGUAUAUUUGGUAAACGUGCAGCCAAACCUACCUCUGGAAAGAACUCUCCAGCACUUGAAUCAAGUGAAUCCUCAGGGUCUGAAGAAUCGAAGGCUGACAUGUCACAUGGGUUCAAUACCAUAAACAGCACCUCUACAAUGCAAGAAUAUUUUGCCAAAAAGAUGGCUGCCAUGAAGGGUCAGACGUCAUCACCAUCAAGGGAAGAUAAAUGUGGACUAGAAUCAGAUACUAUAGAACAGCCAGCAGAGUCAGCAGCUGACUCUCACUGUCGGAAGAAAAAUAAGAAGUCCAAACGAAAAACUAAGGACUUAGAUAUAGAAGAAACUGAGAAUAAUAAUUCAGAUAUGCAUAUAGAACAUAGUAAUUUAGGCAGUUGUGAUGUUGAGCCUAAGAAAAAGAAAAGCAAAAAGUGUAGAAGGAAGCACUCCGAGACAGCCGACUCACCUGGUGAUGUGGAUGAUGUAGUGGACAAGACAGUAGGUGAGGAGGAGGAGCAAACGGAGAAGAAGAAGGACAAGAAGAGGAAGAGGGAGGAAAAAGAGACUGAGAAGGAAAUACAGGAAAAGGCUACAGAGAAAACCAAGAAGAAGAAGAAGAAAAAAAAGAAGUCAGCAGCUAGGCAAGUUGAAGUGUAGAGAGCAGUGAGCUUGGAGAAAACGGGGGGAAGAAUGGAAGCAAGGCAUCAAAACCAAGAAGAGCUGGGCUGCGGCCACAGAAGCUUCCUCCCCUCAUCCAGAGUACUUGUGACUCCUUCAAAGGUGCCAAUGUGGCCUCUAUUGAUGGAUAUAAUAAAUCAUCACUCCCAGCUUCAGAGUUGAUGAAGAGAAUUGAAAGUAAACAUAACAUGGUAUUGUGGCAGUUGAAGGCAAAGAAACAAGAUAAACAACUUCGAAUGCAGCAUGGCCUUGACCAAUGUUAGCGCUGCAAAACAGGGGCAUUAAAGACACGUUCCAUAAUGCCAUGACAGGAGACGGGGUUGUUGGUGGUAUUACUGAUGGACCAUUAGUGUUUGGCAGAACAUACUGAAGUGCUGUCAAGGAAACUGUGCAAUAAGGGUGUGAUGAACUAUUGAGGCCACAAUCUGAAAACGACAGCAUCUCCACGAGAAGACAAAAUUGUUUCUCUCUGAUACUGUAUUUGUAAAUAUUGUAACAGACAAUGUAUUGAAAAUGAAUACCAUUUUUGUUAGUGUGUGAUUAUUAUAAUGACUUAAAGAUUAGAUAUAUUGCAGAAAAGUUUUGCAGGUAUCCAUCUUUACACUAAUUUAAUAUGUUAAUGUCAUCAGCAAAUAUUGAAGUUAUUAGAAAUAAUGCUAUGUAUAUUUACUAUGCAGAUGUAAAACGUUCCGCACCUUCCUCAUUGUACAUCUCAUCUGUGGUUAUUUGCUGUACAUCAACCAAGGGAAAGCCUGUAACCAUUGUUGUAAUUAUGGGCCUAUGGCCGACAUUACAGCAAGAAAUAAAGACUGGAUACUGUAGGUAAAAUAGAAAUAACUAUUAAAACAAAAUAUGUGUCAGAAAGACUUCACUGUUGAUGGAUUGUUGAUUAAAAUGAAUUUACAUGAAA